CUCAUUUAUUUCUGUAUGCGAUGAGGAGGAAACUAGCUCCACCAUCUCCCCACCUCUUCCUGCAAAAUGUUGGCUCUCUUUUGCAGUGAUCAUUUCAGGUCACAAAUGAAAAUGGAAGUUAGCAGCAGCAGAGCUGGGAUAUAGAAAUUGUUUCCAACAGUGCUCCCUGGCUCUGCUCCACACCUCAUAAAUAAUAGCUCUCACCACAUUUUAGCUACGAAGAGAAGCAAAAGCAAGCUGCCUGUGUCUUUCUUCAGCAAACCUAAGGUGCUCUCUUGGAGAGGCAGAACUGAGGACUCCAUUAUUAACUGACAUUAUCAAGGAAAUAGUAUUGCUUUGUUUAUUUGGCUGCAGUUUUUUUGCCACAGUUGUGACGGCAUUGUGAUGGGGAAGCUGAUCUCCAAAGGCCAGCGCAAAAGAGAUGCUCGAGUUGUCAUGCUGGGGCUCGACUUCGCUGGCAAAUCCACCCUUCUGUACAAACUGAAGAGCGGCCAGGCUGUGGAGACCUGCCCAACGGUGGGCUUCAACGUGGAGUCUCUACAAACGCCCUGUCACGUAUCCUUCACCCUCUGGGACGUCGGUGGACAAGGCAGCUUGAGGGCAAGUUGGCCUGACUACCUGGAGGACACCAGCACCCUCAUCUUUGUGCUCGACAGCACAGACACAGCCCGUCUGCCUGAAGCAGCAGCGGUGCUGGAGGAAGUGCUGAGCCACCCCAGCAUGGCUGGUGUCCCCAUCCUCCUCCUGGCCAACAAGCAGGAUGUGCCAGGAGCGCUGGCCCCUGCUGAGCUGGGGGAGAGGCUGCAGGGGGGGCAGCUGGUAGGGCACCGCUGGGUGCUCCGGGGGUGCAGUGCCCACACUGGCCACGGCCUGCAGGAAGCCCUGGCUGUCCUGGGCGAGCUGCUGAGGGGUCUAGAGCAGCGUCCCCCCUCCCAAGAGCAGCCCUUUGCAGGGCCAGCAGGGCAGAGGCAAGCCCUGGGGCAAACCUGAACCUCGAACGGACCCUUCACACUCGUCACUGCCUGCAGGUUUGCUGUGGAGGAUCCCAGCCUCCAGGUGCCUCCUAAAAUGAGCGGACCUGCAGUUGGCACAUGCCAUACUGAAAAACACCCAGCCACUCGCCACUGAAACCCACCAGGAAGACCUCAGAGCAAAACUCCCACCAUGGAGCAUUUCUGGCUCCAUCUCUUGGACUCUUAUCACCGGCCACAGCUUGUCCUGCAGUUGCCAGGCUCUGUUCAUCCACUAUGUGCACGUCCAGUGCUUCAGCAGGGAUGCUUUUUGCCAGAACAGUAUAAAUUAUAUCAGAGAUAUGCACAAGGGGCAGAGGGGAUUAUAUUCUUUCCACAGCUCCCAGCCCCGAUGCAGCUAUCCUGAUGGGGUGAUCCCCAUGGGGGAGUGUUUGUGUCCCAUGCUGCUUCUCGCUUAGCUCGACUCACACGUUCAUCAGCUGGAAAAGCAGCAGCUGCUAAAAGGGAAUGGCUGAACGAAGCAGCAUAAACACAGGACUUCAAACAGCUGCCAGCAAAUUGGUUUUAAAGCGGUAUAUACAGGUAUAAUCUUUGAGCCAUGGAUGUGAGUCAGGGUUGGACGGCGUAAUGCAGUUCAAGGAUGCGUAUAUAUUAAUCUCUGUAUUUCUUGGUUUGGGUCUUUCUUUUCCAUUUGUUAUUUUUAUCAAAUACUGAUUUCAUUAAAAUGGUACCUCAUUUUCCUUGGAUUAUAUUUAAAUAAAAAGAAAUAAAAUCUGAUUUCUAGAUGCU
Phalacrocorax carbo (great cormorant) is the source of this 1760-nucleotide messenger RNA. Lineage: Eukaryota; Metazoa; Chordata; Aves; Suliformes; Phalacrocoracidae. The record is from RefSeq and is a predicted model, not a curated record.